Messenger RNA from Drosophila subobscura, 1124 nucleotides. Its product is annotated as L-galactose dehydrogenase. Gene Ontology annotation, molecular function: L-galactose dehydrogenase activity. Lineage: Eukaryota; Metazoa; Arthropoda; Insecta; Diptera; Drosophilidae. Gene Ontology annotation, cellular component: cytosol. The record is from RefSeq and is a predicted model, not a curated record.
CCAGUAUUGCUCUGACUGGGGUAAGAAUUUCAUCAGAGUGUGACAUAGAUUGGACGCUCAUCAAAAUGUCUGGAACAUUACCGACUACCUUUGUGAAGGGUUUCCAUGAUGAAGAGAAGGUGCGACGCAUGGAAUACCGCAAGCUCGGAAAUACAGGUCUAGAAGUAUCGAAGAUUUCAUUUGGUGGCGGUGUGCUGUGUGCCAACUAUGGCUUUGAACUUGAAGAGGCCAUCCAAACAGUGCAUGAGGCCUUGAAAUCGGGCAUCAAUUAUAUUGACACUGCUCCAUGGUAUGGACAGGGACGGUCGGAGGAGGUGCUCGGCCAGGCCUUGAAGGAUGUGCCCCGGGAGUCCUAUUAUAUAGCCACAAAGGUGGCUCGCUAUGAGCUCGACCAUGAGAACAUGUUCGACUUUAGUGCCAAGAAGACCCGCGAGAGUGUGGAGAAGAGCCUGAAGCUGUUGGGUCUGAAAUAUGUGGAUAUCAUCCAGAUCCACGAUAUUGAAUUUGCCAAGAAUUUGGAUAUUGUUCUCAACGAAACACUGCCCACUUUGGAGGCGCUGGUCAAGGAGGGAAAGGCCAAGUAUAUUGGUGUCUCUGCGUAUCCCCUUUCCGUGCUCAAGGAGUUUCUAUCGCGAGCACCAGGAAGACUCGAUACGGUGCUGACAUAUUGCAGGUACACUCUAACCGAUGACACGCUUCUCGAAUAUUUGGAUUUCUUCAAGUCGCAGAAUUUGGGCGUCAUAUCUGCUGCUGCCCAUGGCCUGGGCUUGCUCACAAAUGCUGGUCCUCCGCCGUGGCAUCCGGCCACCGAUGAACAAAAGGCUCUGUGUCGCAAGGCAUCCGAGAUAUGCAUAGAGCGCGGUGUGGAGCUGGGAAAACUGGCCCUCUAUUACUCCAAAAUUGGGGAAGUCGGCACCUUCCUCACUGGCAUGCAGACGCGGCAGUUGCUCCAGAUUAAUCUGGCGGCUUGCGAACAGCGUCUCACCGACAAGGAGCAGGAAGCGUUGCUUUAUCUAACCAAAAAUGUUUUGACGAAACCUUUCAAUUGGGAAGGCAUCGAACUGGAGCGCUAUUGGGCGGCGAUAAAGAACAAGUAAUUCCAGAGUAAUAUUCAAGAAGAAGCA